AUGGUCGUUGAAGACAAAUUGAGGAUUUCAGAAACUGGAUUCGGUGGAAUGAUGGAAGUGCAAGAAAACUUAUCAGAAGACAAACUUCAAUUAUUUUUGACGAAGUGACCGGAUGAAAUGAACAACCUCGAAAUUGUCGGUUUUUAUUGGGUUAGUUUUUUGAAAUCAAAUAAAAAUCAUCGCAGAAUCAAUAUAUUUCGCUCUUUUUUGCUUCAAAGAAAAAAUCAUGGGUAAAAGUUUCUUUUGGGCCGAAAAUAUUAUCAUAAAAUAAUUCUUCACACCCUUCAGAUUCCAAAUGCAAAUAUUGGAAGUGACGAAACGUUGAGAGGCGAAGAGUUGUGUCGAAAUUUUUGCGAAGAAUUGAAAAUCAAAUUUGAUCUUCUGGAUGAAUUUUCAUUGGAAGUUCAGCAACAACAAUUGGACAGUGACAACGCAAUGGAGCAGUUGAUUAGUGAGUUGGUGAAAGAAUCGAAAAGAAUAAGAUUGACAAUUGAAAAAAGAGUAAGUUCUGACUGAUUAUCAAAAUAUGUUUGGUUGAUGUAAACAUUUUCAGGUUUUGCUGGCUGAAUAUUUAUUGACAAAGGAGCAUGUGAUCGGAUCAAUUUUCGAGCAAAGAACUUGGCGGAAACAUUUGGAAGACGCCAUCGACCCAGAUAUUGUGAAGGUAAGAAAAAUGAAUUGAGUGAAUGAUAAUAACCUAUUUUUUUAAAGGUAAUAUGGCAUCCGAUAUUUGUUAUUGUUCAUUUCGCGCAAAUCAAAGAACAGUUGCUUGAAAAAGGAAAAGGUGCGACCAAAGACAUCAUCACCAAAAUUGUUCAAAAAAUGCACGACAAAAAUCAUUCGGAAGCCGAUGAAAUUCUUGGAAAAAUUGGAAAGAUGAAAACAGCAGCGGGUGUUUCGGUGAGUUUUUUUUUAUUAUUAUCAUUAUUUGUAAUCUCAAAAAUGUAUUUUUCAGGCGCAUGUAUCGAAAGUGUUCACUUUUAUGUCACGAGGUAACGGAAAACAUGAUGAGCAAAACAUUUUGAUCGAAUAUCCCUUCAUCGAUGCGCAAGAAUUUUUGAGGUGGGUGGACUUUUUUUUAAUUCAAAAAAAAUCAAAGAAUUUUUCAGAGAAAUGGACACUCGUCCAAGUCGAGGAAUUAUUGCGAUAACAUCCGAGCUGCAAAAGUAUUUCGAGAAGAAGAAGUUGGCUGUCGAUCCAGAAACAUGCACAAUUCCAGUUGUUGGCGGCUCGUCCAGCCAUAAAUUGACAAAUCUCGAAGGACUACAACUUUUCUUCAAAAUCAAAUCACCGGACAGCACUCGAUUGACUAUCAAUCCAUCUUCUGGUUUUAUUGAUUCAUUUGGUUCAACAAAUAUCAUCAUCACCCGCACACCAGAAGAGGACAUCGAAAUAGUUGAACCAAACGAGGAAAACGUUGUUAUAUAUUUUGCUCCAACUUCAGCCGAUGCAAUUCACAAUUUUCAACCAGCCGGAUCUAUAACUAUUCAAGUGUUGACUGAUCCGAAAACUUGA
This is a messenger RNA of Caenorhabditis angaria, 1515 nucleotides long. Lineage: Eukaryota; Metazoa; Nematoda; Chromadorea; Rhabditida; Rhabditidae. The record is from the annotation of a GenBank genome assembly.